Paraglomus brasilianum is the source of this 639-nucleotide messenger RNA. The record is from the annotation of a GenBank genome assembly. Lineage: Eukaryota; Fungi; Glomeromycota; Glomeromycetes; Paraglomerales; Paraglomeraceae.
AUGCAAACAACAGUUGCACCAGUUGUAGAAGCACGGCCAUUAAGCGAGAUCCAAGCACUAAUGAAGAAAGAAGAAGAACCGUUCUGGAAAUUUGCACACUUUAAGAAGCAAGAUUUAGAAAGUAAAUAUCCCACGAGUCUGGCUGCUGUUCCAAGCCGAUAUAAAGGAUUUGUGAUUCCAGUUGUUCCUGACAUACCACCGCCCGAAUAUGUCGAUUUGACACUUGGAAACGAGUUUAGAUAUUUUGUUCAUCAGAAUGAAGCAGUACCAAUAAGCAAUGAAGCUGGACCAAAAGAUUACCAGAACUUUUCGACCAUCCUGAAACUAGAUGACGACAAACCAUAUUACUUGGGACCUGGUCAAAUGUGUUUGGGUAUCACUCGUGAGAGAGUGAAAUUACCCUCUGGAUUGUGCGCGUUAAUAGAAGGACGAUCUCGCUUUGCGAGACUUGGUCUUUCUGUACACAUAACUGCAUCGUUCAUCAACCCUGGUGUAGACAAUCAGACAGUACUCGAGAUCUUUAAUGCUUCGAGUCUAACAUUAGCUCUACAUCCAGGCACUAAAGUAUGUCAAAUGAUCUUUAUGACUAUGGAAGGAGAAGCGUCGUAUUCCGGCAUAUUCCAGGGACAAGCUUUGUAA